Populus trichocarpa (black cottonwood) is the source of this 1162-nucleotide messenger RNA. RefSeq names its product mediator of RNA polymerase II transcription subunit 10b. The coding region runs from base 277 to 834 and encodes 185 amino acids. The record is from RefSeq and is a predicted model, not a curated record. The transcript has 6 exons. Gene Ontology annotation, molecular function: transcription coregulator activity. Gene Ontology annotation, cellular component: chromatin; mediator complex. Gene Ontology annotation, biological process: positive regulation of transcription by RNA polymerase II. Lineage: Eukaryota; Viridiplantae; Streptophyta; Magnoliopsida; Malpighiales; Salicaceae.
UUGAUUAAAAAUUCAUGCAUACAUUAGGGACCUAAUUGAGAUGAAAAUUAGGAUGGAGAGCUAAUCAAGAUUUACCCCAAAGCGUAGGGACUUAUAAGAGGUUUGCCCAAAACCUUAGUCAUAUGAGCAACGUGUGGUUCAAUGUAGAUAUAAUGUAAACGGCAUGUGAGUAGAAGAACUAACUUUUGUUUCCUUCUCGACAGAGAUCGCUCUCCCUGCUGAAAACCCAAAAGCAACAGAGAUCCCUUACCAAUUUCAACAGGCGCAUUGUUCAAAAUGGAUUCGUCGCAGAAUACAGUGUUGGGGAGUGGAGGUAAUGGAAUGUUGGCCACUCCAUUGAAUGAUACAGCAGCAGCAGUGGAUGAUCCGAAGCAGAAUUUGAACCAAGUUAUUGAUUCCAUACAGAAGACUCUUGGUCAACUCCAUCAGCUUUACCUAACAGUCUCUUCAUUCAACACUGCUUCACAGCUUCCUCUUCUACAGAGACUUAAUGGUCUUGUUACCGAGCUGGACAAUAUGGUUAAAUUGUCUGAAAGGUGCAACAUUCAGGUUCCUAUGGAGGUCUUGAAUUUGAUUGAUGAUGGGAAGAAUCCAGAUGAAUUCACAAGGGGUGUUAUAAACAGCUGCAUCACAAAAAAUCAAGUCACCAAAGGCAAAACUGAUGGCUUCAAGAGUUUACGCAAGCAUCUACUGGAGGAACUUGAACAGACUUUUCCAGAUGAAGUUGAAUCAUACAGGGAGAUACGUGCAAUGUCUGCUGCUGAAGCAAAACGGCUUGCUCAAUCACAAAGCUCAUUACCCAACGGAGAUGUGAAGGUAAAACCAGAGCAUUAAGGGGCCACACCACUGUGAAUCAGGUUCUCUGUUUUAUACCAACUUGACUUUACCAUGUAGCAUUAGGAGUCAGUCAAUGCCAGAUUACGUUGUAUACUUGUUCCAUGUAGAAUCUGUGAACGUGACAACUUAUGAUCUAUUGCCACACCACUGUGAAUCAGAUUCUUUGUUUUACACCAACUUGACUUCACCAUGUAGCAUUAGGAGUCAGUCUAUGCCGGAUUACGUUGUAUACUUGUUCCAUGUAGCAUCACCUUUUGCUUAAAUCUGUGAAUGUGACAACUUAUGAUGUAUUCUAAUGGUAUAAUGUUAAAUGUUAUUCACUCUC